Molecule: messenger RNA, 3446 nt
Organism: Mytilus trossulus (common blue mussel)
Lineage: Eukaryota; Metazoa; Mollusca; Bivalvia; Mytilida; Mytilidae
Product: trans-1,2-dihydrobenzene-1,2-diol dehydrogenase-like
Exons: 7
Coding region: 117-1124 (335 amino acids)
Molecular function (GO): nucleotide binding
Source: RefSeq, a predicted model, not a curated record
AACUUCUAGAAAUUUUGUAUAUGUCACUUUUAGCAGAACCUUGUGUCAUAGAAUUGAGUUGUGGUAUAGAUAAGUAAAGAGACAUUUAUUUUUUAGGUUGUUUUUAGAGUUAAAGGAUGGCUGAAGACAAGGUUUUGAAUUGGGGUAUAUGUGGUGCCGGAAAAAUCAGCAAUGAUUUCUGUUCUGCAAUGAUGACAUUGAGCAGAUAUGAAAGGGAACAUAAGAUAACUGCUAUUGCUGCCAGGUCCCAAGAAAAAGCCCAAAAGUUUGCAGAUAUAUUUGAAGCACCAAAAGCUUAUGGUUCUUAUAAAGAUGUAGCUAAUGACCCAGAUAUUGAAAUUGUCUACAUUGGAGUGAUACAUACAGAGCAUGUCAGAUUGAGUAUGAUGAUGUUAGAGGCUGGAAAACAUGUGGUAUGUGAGAAACCAUUGGCACCAACCUGGCAAGAAUGUAAAAAAGUCCUAGAUUAUGCAAAAGAGAAAAAAUUACUGUUUCUUGAGGCAGCUUGGAGUAGAUUUUUCCCAGUCUAUGAUGCAAUCAAGGAAGAAGUAAAUUCUGGGAAUCUAGGAGACAUUUCCAUGGUAACCACACAAUUCUGUAUUCCUAUAAUGUCAGUAGAACGUUUAUGCAGGAAGGAUUUAAUGGGUGGUGUACUACUAGAUAUAGGAAUCUACUGUGUACAGUUUGCAUGUCAUGUAUAUGGAGAGAUGCCAGAAAAGAUUAUUGCAACUGGUAGCCUAAAUGAGGAAGGUGUGGAUGAAGAUGGGUGUGUUAUAUUAUUAUACAGUGGUAAUAGGAAAGCUAGUUUGGUAUACAGUGGUAAAACUGCCUCUGGAAACAAUACAGCUACCAUAAUGGGAUCAAAAGGUCAAAUAUUUAUUGAUGACUGUUUCUGGUGUCCAAAGUCUGUAAAGCUGACAGAUUCAACAUUAGAAAAUAAAAUACCUGAAGGUCCCUCACCAUAUAACUUUAUGAACAGUGGUGGACUACGAUAUGAAGCUGACCAUGCAUUUAAAUUAAUCAGAAGUGGUCAACUAGAUAGUCCUAAGUAUGGAUACAAAGAUGUUGAGAUGAUUCACAAGAUAAUUGAUGAAAUAUCCAAGCAGAUUGGAUUGAAAUAUUAAAGAGAUCUUAAGGAUUUGAUAGAGUCAACAAAUGGAAUGGGAAAUGUUUGGUCGUUCAAUAGAAAACUAGGGUUUUGGUUAGAAAAUAUGAUACAGCUAUAUUUGCUUGAAAAAAUAAAUUAGAUUGUCAAUCAAUAUUCAAGUGUUUUCAUGGAGAUUGAAUGAACCAAACUUUGGGUAUUUCUAGAAUUGUUUUUUUAAUGGUGAACAGUUCAAACAAAAUUGUAACAAAAUUUAUGACUCAGAAUAGGUUCAGUCUUCAAUGAAAGUAAAUUUUACAAUUUAUUGUCUCUCUGUCAAAAGUAGAAUUACUAGUUGUGGGUAAAUAGAAAAUAUUACAGAUUUUAUAUAAUGUGGUUUAUAAUAAAAACCAUUGAAGAGCUAUUAGUUUCUGAAUGGAAAAUAAUCAUCUAAUGUAUAAAGGUUGUUCAAUAACUAUUUGAUCUCAUUAAAGUUAAUUUAAAUGUUGGUCUGCAUAUUUUAUAACAAUUUUCACUAGUAUAAUUCCAGAGUUAUGGAACUUUAAUUUUCAUGUAUCAUGCAAUAAAACAGGAAUGCCUUGAGCAAUUUAUUUCAAACUUUUUCAAUUAAUUUGCAUUGUUCAUUUGGUCUAUAUUUUUUUGAUAUUUUUUUGUUUUUCAAAUUCUUCUCAAUACUUUUUAUAAAGAUUGCUUGGGAAAGCAGUGUCAUGCAUUAUACGAGGUUCACCAGUUAACAUCAUGAUAUUUUAUAAUUAUUUUAUUUGCCACACAAUUAAUGUUGAUUAUUGUUUGUAAUUUCAAUUACUUUUUCUAGAACGCUUUUUAGAACUCUAGAUUAGGAGUAAUAUCCAAGUAUUCCAUUUUGUUAUAAUUAUAUUGUAAUUGCAUGGAAAAGAAAGAUACCUUUUAAAACAUUAUACUGUUGAAGGUUAACUCUUUUUUAGAAAAGGUUUGAUAUAUUUCAAAUCUGUUUCUAUACCUAUAUACACAUUUCCUAAACCAAAUUCAUCUUGAAUCUUAAAUUAUAUUUAUGAAAAUAUUGUGAGUAAUGCCUCACAUCUUACAACCAAUACAUAAGCAGAGAAUAGACAUGGCCUACAUAAUGUUUUUGAAUAUCUUUAUGUUUGUGUCUGUCAAAUUUAACCUAUUUUUCUAUAUCUUUACAUAUAAAAGUGUGCCAUAUUUAUUUUGUGGGAUAAAGAUGAGUUGUUUCUUUGUUUUGUUUGUUAGUGAUUUUAUAUAUUUUUUUUUAUAUAUACAAUUGUAAAAUUUGAAGCUUACAUUUAUUGUAUGCACAUGCUAAACUGUUGGACAUGUUAGUCCAUAUUAUGCAGGGUUUGUUGUUAAGGAAUUGAUAUAUUCCAACCUCAAUUACUGCUCUUUUUGACAUUUUUUAUUGUUUAAGAUCUCUUAGAUUCCAUUACAGUUCAGUUUGACAUUAAAUGUGCUUAAUUCAAAAGGCUGAACUUUUCUGAAUACAAAAAUAUGUUUUAGAUUAGAGAAGAGAGCUCACAAGGACUUUAAAGUUAAAUGUCAAGUUUUCUGUUUGUUUAAAAAAAUUCAUUUGACAAAUUUAUCAUGAAGAAAUUUACGCUUUUUUAUACUGCAGAACAGACAGAUAUAUUUGUUUCUAAAUGUCUCAUUUGUUUUAUAAAGAUAGUGGUAGGUCAUUGCAGAAGUUGUGUGAUGGAAAUAUAUGAAGUCUUAUUAUUAAGAUUAGAAACGUUUAUCUAUUUAGUUUAAUAUGCAUUUUGAUCCAUAAUAUGUUGUAUCAGCCUUUGAAUUAAGCACAUCUACAAUUUGUUUCUUAAACUUUAUAAAAGAUUGUUUGACAUCUAUAUUUUGAUACACAUUUAUACAUAUUUGAAUCCAUAUGCAUUAUAUUGCCUCCCUAUAACAAAAAUAUUUUUUCGGUAUUUGCCCAGGGUGUGUCUGAUGAGUACUAAGCUUUUUAUAUUCUAGUCAAUUAAUAUAUUUCUUUUUAAGCAGUGACAACCAUAUUGCUUUAAAAAAGCAUGCUCAAAUUUGAUGUGCUAGUUGUAGAAUUAUUAUAGUAUUAAAUGAGGUAUUUGAAUAAUUAAAAGGAGGUACAUUUAUUCGAUAAAUAGUUCUAUAGAGUAAAAAGUUGAUGAUAUUUUAAAAAAGACAAAUUCACAUACAGGUGUUGGUAAUAUGUUUUUUGAUUGUUAUGCAUGGACAUUCAGAAUGAGAAGAGCAUUUGUUUAAGAGUUUAAAAAUUGUUAUAGCAUUAGAUGUAAUCAGUAAAAAUGUUAUAAAUAUCUAGUGCUAAUUAUAUAUUUUUAUAAUUUAAAUAAUAUUCUUUAUUUUUAUACAAUUGUUG